Setaria italica (foxtail millet) is the source of this 803-nucleotide messenger RNA. RefSeq lists its product as uncharacterized. The transcript has a single exon. The record is from RefSeq and is a predicted model, not a curated record. The coding region runs from base 29 to 793 and encodes 254 amino acids. Lineage: Eukaryota; Viridiplantae; Streptophyta; Magnoliopsida; Poales; Poaceae.
GUUGCAGGGUUGUUCAUGCAAAUAUGCCAUGAGACAUGCUAUACUACUACGUGCCCCCCUAGAGAAACAAAUAAUCGCAUAUGACACCUGCUCUUUCGGCACCGAGGAGACUAGAACUAGGCCCCACUUGCCAGUUGGCAGCACCAUUUCAACCUCGCCGCGAGCGCCAGCUACCGACCGGUUCGCGCCACAACGUCCCAGGGGCAUGGCGCUCCUCCUCUUCGUCCUAAUACACUUCGCCGCCGCCGCGGCGGCUGAGUCAUCUCAUUCUCCGGCCACGGCGCUCUUCGUCCUCGGGGACUCCACCGUGAGCUGCGCGUCCAGCAUUCUCCCCCUCAACCUCACCGCACCCUCCCUCUCCUCCGCCGGCCCGUGCCUCUUCCCCUCCGGCCGCCGCCUCCUGCCCGACCUCCUCGCGGCCAAGAUGGGCCUCCCACCGCCGCCCCUCAUCUACACCCUCAACGGCACGGCAACCGCUGCGGCUCGGGGCGUCAACUUCGGCGGGCAGUACGGCGACCGCGGGAUUUUCCGCAUGGGCGCCGUCGGGCAGCAGCUCCGCCUGGCCACAGAGACGCUGCAGCUUCUGCAGCUGGAGACGGGCACCCCGCAGGACGCCCCCUCCGCUGCCGCGGCGGCGGGAGCGGUGUUCGUGCUGUCCUUCGGCACCGACGCCUACGCGCGGCUGCUCGCGCGCGGGCCCGCCGAGGCCGACGCCGCCGCGCCCAAGCACGGCCGCCGCGGGCUCGGGCGCCUCCUCGCCGACCGCAUCGCCCGCGCCGUCGCAGUACCGUGAUGGAUUCCUC